AUGAGUCACAAUAAGGAACCACUACCGGUGCUAGUCAGAAGGACUUCCGGUGAUGAAAUCAGAAACUUGGCCUUGGCCUCAGUCUCCAGCGACCUCUUGUCAGCAUUUGGCUCCGACAUUGUUGAUGAUAAUCGCCUAAACCUUAGAAAAUAUGUUAUCGCUCCCUCUGAUCAUAGAUAUCGGCUGUGGCAGACAUUCCUUGUUGCAUUGGUGGUAUACUCAGCAUGGGCAUCUCCGUUCGAGCUGGCUUUCACAGAAGUGGCUGUUGGGUCAUUGUGGCCCGUUGAUCUACUCGUCGAUGCCUUCUUCGCCGUUGAUAUAGUCCUAACUUUCUUUGUAGCUUACUUGGACAAAUCAACCUAUCUCCUCGUUGAUGACCACAAGAAGAUCGCCAUCAGGUACAUGAGAAAGUUUCAUUUUCCCAUGGACGUGGCAGCAACUCUGCCAUUUCUGCAGAUAUACCAAAUCCAAAAGGGCAGAACAUAUGAAGGCGAAGUCUUUGGUUUCCUAAAUAUGCUCAGGCUUUGGCGAUUAAGGCGUGUUAGCCAACUUUUUGCAAGGCUAGAGAAAGACAUACGAAUUAGUUACUCGGCCACAAGAUUUUGCAAACUUAUAUGCGCAACGCUAUUUGUAGUGCACUUCGCAGCCUGCAUGUAUUAUUGGAUGGCUGCCCACAACAAGACACCUGAGAACACGUGGAUUGGGAAGCCGGUGCACGAUUUCGAAUACAGGAGCGUCUGGCUGAGAUACAAGUAUGCCAUGUAUUGGUCUAUGGUCACUCUUACCACUGUAGGCUACGGGGAUUUUUAUGCUGUGAAUAUGGGCGAGAAAAUCUUCACUAUUUUAUAUAUGCUAUUUAACAUCGGCUUCAGUGCAUAUAUAAUUGGAAACAUAACAACUCUGGUCGUCCGGGUCACUGUCCGAACUUAUACCAUGAGGGAUGCCAUCAAUCAAGCACUAACAUACGCAAGCAAAAAUAGACUCCCAAAAGGCUUGAAAGAGCAAAUGCUAUCACACAUUCAUUUGAAGUUUAAAACAGAAGAGGUACAGCAAGAAAGGGUACUACAGGAACUGCCCAAGUGUAUUAGGUUGAGUAUUGCUCAGCAUCUUUUCCGGGAAAUAGUUGAAAGUGCAUAUUUAUUUAAAGGAGUCUCUGAUCAUUUUAUCACCCAACUGGUGUCAGAAAUCAAAGCAGAAUAUUACCCACCUAAGGUUGACAUUAUCUUGCAAAACGAGAUGCCGUCAUAUUUCUAUAUUUUGGCAUCUGGAGCAGUGGAUGUAAUAAUCAACAAGAAUGGAACUGAACAGCUAUUGUUGAAGGUAGGAUACGAAGCGAUUGCAGGAGAAAUAGCGGUCAUGUUUAAUAUCCCCCAACCUUUCACAGUGAGAUGUAGGAGGCUUUCCCAAGUCAUCCGAAUUAGCCAUGAUCAUUUCAAGCAAAUAAUGCAACCAUACAGUGAUGACGGGAAAGCAAUUAUCACCAACUUCAAUCAGUACUUGAAGGGCUUAAAAAAGAGGGUGCGAGACGAAAUUCCUUGCCUGACAGAAUUGUUGAGCGGCCUUCAUGUUGAGCAGGUAACACUAGAACAAGAUGUAUAUCAUGAAGGUUCAAAUUAUCAUGAAGAUAAGCCAUAUAAACAAGGAAAGAGAGGAAAUUCUAAUCCAUCGCCAAGCCUCCCACUUAGAGUGAAAAUCCAUGGACAUCAUCCUAAAGAGAACAAAAUGGAAAAUCAAACCCCCCAAAAGCUCAUACUUCUCCCAGAUACAAUGGAAGAACUAUUCAUAUUAGCAGAGAAGAAGUUUGGGAAAAGAGGAGGCAAGGUUCUUAUGGCUGAUGGCUCAGAAGUAGAAAAAUUAAGCGUCUUAAGGGAGAAUGAUGAGUUGUAUAUCUUCUAA
Neltuma alba is the source of this 1896-nucleotide messenger RNA. Its product is annotated as potassium channel KAT3. The record is from RefSeq and is a predicted model, not a curated record. Gene Ontology annotation, biological process: potassium ion transport; transmembrane transport. Gene Ontology annotation, molecular function: voltage-gated potassium channel activity. The transcript is spliced from 13 exons. Lineage: Eukaryota; Viridiplantae; Streptophyta; Magnoliopsida; Fabales; Fabaceae. Gene Ontology annotation, cellular component: membrane. The coding region runs from base 1 to 1896 and encodes 631 amino acids.